Molecule: messenger RNA, 261 nt
Organism: Penicillium waksmanii
Lineage: Eukaryota; Fungi; Ascomycota; Eurotiomycetes; Eurotiales; Aspergillaceae
Exons: 1
Coding region: 1-261 (86 amino acids)
Source: RefSeq, a predicted model, not a curated record
AUGGCAUCGUGCCCGCCCCUGUCCUCAUCGGAGGUUGGUGAGGAGCCAUGGGAGCCCUUUCUCGCACAGAUCCGUGCUGGAUAUUUUGAUACAGUGAAGGAACUCCAGACUGCGAGCAUGGAGCAGGCCGCGAAGUGGGGGUAUGAGCUGAGCACCAGGGGACAUUUCGAGGAACAAGUCAAAGAAGCGUGGACCGAGUUUAUCUUCGACAGCGGGGGCCUGGGAGUUGGAAGUCAAUUAACACCCUGGUGCUUAUUUUAG